GUUUCUGUAAGAAGCGGAACCGUUAGAACGUAGUAGCAACCUAUACCCCGUCUUCUUCGGUGCGUCAUGAAAAGAAGGGAGUGGUCACAAGAUGCAGGCUUGGACUUACCACCCGCUUGGGACUCUAAAGGACGAAUCGAGCUUUGGCAGUGCUGCAGAGUUCCUCUUGCUUGGACACGAGUUGCGUGUGGUGGGUGUUCCGCGGGGCCUGGAGUGUUGUGUCGUGUGUCGUGUAUAUGUGUGAGUGACGUAUACUUGUAAAGCUUUACCAUGUCUGUUGCAGAAUUUUUAAAAGGCCUUCCUUCCUAUGAUGAAAACAAUUUUGCACGAUUUCACACCGACAGUGGAAGUCGUACUUGUGUUAAACGUCCUUCUGUAUAUUUGCCAACAAAAGAUUAUCCAUCAGAACAAAUUAUUGUCACAGAAAAGACCAACAUAUUACUGAGAUUUCUCCAUCAGCAAUGGGAUAAAAAGAAUUCCCAGAAGAAAAGGGAUCAUGUUAAUUUAGAAAAUUCCGAAGAGUCUGGUUCAAGGAAAAGACCUCGCCUAGAUACUACUGCUACAGGUAGUUCUCCAUAAACUGGUUUUCAUGUGUUCCAUAUCAAAUGCUGGUAAAUUGAUGUUUCUAGAAUGUUAAAUAGUUGACAGAAAUCAAAAAUCAUUGUUCUGUUUACUUAUUGGUGUUUCUUAAAUAUUGUUGUAUGGUUUGAAUGGACAUCUUCAACGUUGGUUUGAAUAAAGUUCAGUGACUACCUCAGAAUCUGUUGUUCAAGUGAAUUGAAAAGUAACUGCUAUGAUGUACUGUGACAAUAGUUGCUUGAGUUCAUUGAACUGUUGCGUCAAACCUUCAUAUGACCAGCAUUAUUGUUUUUUACUUUUUAAGGUAAUAUUCAUUCCUGUGCUACUAGCUUUGUUAACUUUCUUAAAAGUGUAGCAUGCCGAAAAUAUUUAUCAGUUGUGAAGUGGAUAACUAAAAUCGUUGAACGUCAUACUUUUGAAAAUGCAAUAAUAUUUUGUUCUGGUUCUAAUCCAUUUUUAGAUGCAAGCAGUAAUCAUUGUAUUUAUUCAAUGCAUUAAAAUUGUAUUGGUUGAUUGGCAGAGUUCAGUACAACUUUGUAAAGUCAUUGAAAUAAAAGUUUUAUGUUGCCAUGUUUAAGAAGUAAAUUGGAAAGAAAAACUGAAAGUAAAUUGUGUCUUCUAUUAUCAAUUCAUUUUGCUUAUUUUAUGUUUCAAAUUGAAUUGACUAUGGCAGCAUUGUAUGGUCUAAGAAAUUUGCAGAUUCCAGUGGUGAGUCAUGGAUGACAACUUAUACGCGUUGUUUCAGUCACAUUAAUUUUAUUGACAUGAUAAUUAUAAGUACUUAGAAGACUUGCUUUCCUCUGUGUAUGUUGAAAUAGAUUCCCUAUGUUGCUUUAUGUGAUUAAAAAAUAUUCAAGUUCAAUAUGACCAGUGGUAGUAAUGUAAAUGUUCCAUAAUUUUCUGAAUACUUACCAGCUAAAUCUCUUCUUAAAAUAAAAACUGAAUGUCAAUUUGGUGAACUGUUUGGAAAGAAAGAAAUGUUCGUCAUUGUCGAGGAAUUAUGAAUGGUGUUCAGGGAAUGAGUGUCUUAAACUUGCACAAAGUGUUGCUUUAAUGUGGCAUGAUUUGUUACAAUACCUAUAUUUUCUUGUUUUGGAAAUUCUAAAGCAAAUGAGUAUUUUCAGUAUGUGUUGAUACUUAAGUCAUCAAAAUAAAUUCAUGUUCUUCACUGGAUUUGUUGCUUGGUUCAGGUAUGAGUAAUCACCAAAUUAUCUGGUACAUUCUUAGUCCAUUACAUUAUUUAUUAGCUGUGUAUGACAUAGCAUUGUUUUGAUGUUGUUAGGCUGUAUUUUGUAAACUAAUAUGUACCGUGUAUAAAUACUGAGAUUUUAUUUGGCAUUUAUGAUUUUUAUUUAUGUUUAUAUAGAUAUGUACGAGAAGUUUUGUGAAUAAUAAAAUGCCACUGUAAAUUUUUUUCUCUUUGUUGUAAUAAUAUUUUUUAUUACAGUUCACAUUUUAUGAUUUAA
Gryllus bimaculatus (two-spotted cricket) is the source of this 2045-nucleotide messenger RNA. The record is from the annotation of a GenBank genome assembly. Lineage: Eukaryota; Metazoa; Arthropoda; Insecta; Orthoptera; Gryllidae.